This is a messenger RNA of Hippocampus zosterae (dwarf seahorse), 5985 nucleotides long. RefSeq names its product zinc finger MIZ domain-containing protein 1-like. Bases 414 to 3620 code for a protein of 1068 amino acids. Gene Ontology annotation, molecular function: SUMO ligase activity; zinc ion binding. NCBI's taxonomy places the organism in Eukaryota, Metazoa, Chordata, Actinopteri, Syngnathiformes, Syngnathidae. The record is from RefSeq and is a predicted model, not a curated record. The transcript is spliced from 23 exons. Gene Ontology annotation, biological process: protein sumoylation; regulation of transcription by RNA polymerase II.
UGAUCCGAGCCGCCUAUCGGUUCGCGGGCGGCCAGCAGCGCCCAUCUCGAGCACCAAACUCCGGGCCGGGUUUUGCGCUCAGCCGCGGCGCUCCAGUCCCCAGUGGUAAUAGAAUAGCCCAUGUAAUUUGACACUUCAACUCGCUUGAGCUCCGCCGGAGUCUCCCCACUCUGCUCGCGGCUGACGUUGAGCCGUUGGCGGGGACACAAUUGACAAACAAGAGGCGACGAUCAGCGAGGACUUUUGUCUGUUUCCCCCGCCGGACCAGAAAACUCGGGGUCCUGGGGGUGUUUCUCCUGCCGCUGUGUGGAUGGGUGGGGGGGGUCUUCCGAGGAGAAGAGUCGAGGAUUCACGUCAACAAAGUUUAAUGGGCGGCCGGUAGAGCGGCAGGAGGCCACCGAGGGACAAUCGACAUGAACUCCAUCCCGUCCAUGGACAGACACAUACAGCAGACCAAUGACCGGCUGCAGUGUAUCAAACAGCACUUACAAAAUCCCUCCAAUUUCCAAACGGCGGCGACGGAGCUGUUGGACUGGUGCGGCGACCCGCGAGCCUUCCAGCGGCCUUUUGAGCAAAGCCUGAUGGGAUGUCUGACGGUGGUGAGCCGCGUGGCGGCGCAGCAGGGCUUCGACUUGGACCUGGGCUACCGACUGCUGGCCGUCUGCGCCGCCAACCGGGACAAGUUCACGCCAAAGUCGGCAGCUCUUCUGUCGUCGUGGUGCGAAGAACUGGGACGCCUCCUGCUGCUGCGCCACCAAAAGAACCGACAGAACGAGCCCCCGGGGAAAGUGCCCAUGCAGGCCCCCAUGAGCUCCAUGAAGCCCGGUCUCUCGCACGGAGAUGGGUCUUUUCCCUACGACUCGGUUCCCUGGCAACAGAACACCAAUCAGCCUCCGGGUUCUCUGUCGGUGGUGACCACCGUCUGGGGCGUCACCAACACCUCGCAGAGCCAGGUUUUGGGCAAUCCCCUGACCAACAGCAACAAUCCCAUGAACCCCGGCGGCAACCCGAUGGCUUCGGGGAUGUCCGCCAACAAUCCUGGGAUGAACCCCUCUCACUUCGGCGGCCCUCAGCAGCAGUUCCCCAGCAAAGGCAACGCCAACCAGGCCUACAUGCAGCAGGGCAUGUACGGCCGGCCCAAUUACCCCCCAGGAGGCGGCUUUGGCGGCAACUACCCCGGAGGCCCCAACGCUGGACCCGGAGGCCUGGGCAUGCCUCCGCACUCGCGUCCUCCUUCAGACUUCACCCAACCCGCGGCGGCAGCCGCCGCCGCUGCUGUUGCCGCCGCCGCCGCCACGGCGACCGCCACCGCCACCGCCACUGUCGCCGCUCUGCAGGAGACUCAGAACAAGGACAUGAACCAAUACGGACCAAUGAGUUCCUCUUUCCAGAUGGGACCCAACCAGGCCUACAAUAGCCAGUUUAUGAACCAGCCGGGACCGCGCGGACCCCCGUCCCACCCCGGGAACAUGGGCUCCGGCAUGAACGCAUCCAACAUGAGCGGCCCCCCGAUGGCGAUGAACCAGCCCAGGGGCCAAGGCAUGGGACCCUUUGGAGGUCACGGCCAAAGGGUGCCCCAGCAAGGCUAUGCGGGACCGCGACCUCAAGGCAUGCCUAUGCAGGGGAUGAAAAGGCCCUAUCCGGGGGAGCCGAACUACGGGGGGCAGCAGUAUGGACCAAACAGCCAGUUCCCCAGCCAGCAGGGCCAGUACCCGACACCCAACGCUUCCAGGCCGCUGCCCUCCAGCAACUACCCCGGGCAACGGAUGCCCGGGCAGCAGCUCCAGUCCCAAUACCCGCCCCCUAGUGGCCCCAUGGGCCAAUAUUAUAAGCAAGAGCCGCCUUUUAACGGCCAAACGGCAAACUUUUCCGGGAGCGGUUAUCAGUACAGCCAGGGUAAUAUGAAUGGGCCGUCCAGACCGAUGGGCAACUACCCCCACUCCCCAGUGCCGGGCAAUCCCACCCCUCCAAUGACCCCGGGAAGCAACAUCCCUCCGUAUUUAUCACCCAGUCAGGAUGUGAAGCCUCCCUUUCCUCCCGACAUCAAACCAAAUAUCGCCGCUCUUCCUCCACCGCCCGGCAACCACAACGAGGAGCUGCGGCUCACCUUCCCGGUGCGCGACGGCGUGGUGCUGGAGCCCUUCAGGCUGGAGCAUAACCUAGCAGUCAGCAAUCACGUCUUCCACUUACGACCCUCGGUGCACCAGACACUUAUGUGGAGGUCGGACCUCGAGCUGCAGUUCAAGUGCUACCACCACGAGGACCGGCAGAUGAACACCAACUGGCCGGCGUCGGUGCAGGUCAGCGUCAACGCCACCCCGCUCACCAUCGAGCGCGGCGACAACAAGACCUCCCACAAGCCCUUGCACCUCAAGCACGUCUGCCAACCAGGCAGGAACACCAUCCAGAUCACCGUCACGGCCUGUUGCUGUUCGCAUUUGUUCGUGCUGCAGCUGGUCCACAGGCCAUCGGUGCGUUCCGUCCUCCAAGGUUUACUGAAGAAGAGGCUCCUACCAGCUGAGCACUGCAUCACCAAAGUCAAGAGGAACUUCAGCAGCGUGGCGUCGUCUUCGGGCAACGCGGGCCUCAACGGCGAGGACGGCGUGGAGCAGACGGCCAUCAAGGUGUCGCUCAAGUGUCCCAUCACCUUCCGGCGAAUCCAGCUGCCAGCCAGGGGCCACGACUGCAAGCACGUUCAGUGUUUCGACUUGGAAUCGUAUCUACAGCUGAACUGUGAGCGGGGCACGUGGCGAUGUCCUGUGUGCAAUAAAACGGCAUUGUUAGAAGGGCUGGAGGUGGACCAGUAUAUGUGGGGGAUCUUGAAUGCCAUUCAAAACUCCGAGUUGGAGGAGGUGACGAUUGACCCGACGUGCAGUUGGCGGCCGGUGGCCAUCAAGUCGGAGAUCCACAUCAAGGAGGACCCGGACGCUCCACUGGCCAAGCGCUUCAAAACCAUGAGCCCCAGCCAGAUGAUCAUGCCCAACGUGACCGACAUGAUCGCCCAGCUCGGACCCGGACCCUCGCCGUACUCCUCGCAGCAGGCCUCCAACAACGGUGAAUACGCCUCCCAAGGCAAUAGUUACCACGGCAACUUUGAGUUCCCGCACGGAACGCCGGGCGCGACGUCCGUCAAUGACUUUGUGCACGGGCCACAACUGUCGCACCCGCCCGACAUGCCCAGCAACCUGAUGAGCACCGACAAGCCUCUUUCUCACGCCUUGCCCGACUCGAUACCUCACCCAUCCGUCAACGAGCCAUCUCAUAGCACGCUGCAGCAAAGCAUACACGGGUCGCCGCAUCCGGGCGGCCAAUCGGGGCAGCAGCAGCAGCAGCUCCACCACGGCGGACAGCCGCCCCCAUCGCGGCAACCCCCGCAGCCCCCUCCGUCAUCUCAGCAGCAGCAGCAGCAGCAGUCCGGUCCAAACAGCCACCCCCAUAGCGACCUGAGCUUCAACACCCCCAGCAGUUUGGACAGCCAAGCAGGCUCGGACAUGCCAGAACCUUCUUUAGACCUUCUUCCUGAGCUGGCCAACCCGGACGAGCUGUUGUCCUACUUGGACCCCCCGGACCUCCCCAGCAAUAGCAACGACGACCUCCUGUCGCUCUUUGAAAACAAUUGACCAGGCUGCACAUGGACUGAAAGAAGGAAAAAAAAAAAAAAGCCCCAAAGGCUCCGUACUUGACAAAAACAACAAAGAUGCACUCCCCUUCUCUUCUUCCUCUUGUACAGUUUUGCUUCAGAAAGGACAUUAAAAAAAAAAAACACCUCAAUGGGAGGCGACUCGAACUGUGCAGCUAUUUUUGACUCGUCCACUUUGUAGCAUUCAUCAUCAUCAUCAUCAUCAUCGGAAAUGUACACACCCCUCAUUUCAAAAGCACAUCAUUCAUUUCUCCCUUCCAAAUUCAAAAAUUCUCCAAAAGUGAAGGGCUAAAGAUAUCUUCCGGAAAGUAUUAGCAGUGCUCCGGGUUUCAGUUUUUCAGGUUUGUCCCCACCCUGCCCCCAUUUUCAGUUUUUGUAUUCAUUUCAGGUAGCCAUAAAUACAAAGUAAAGCGUCGACACGAGAUUUAAUAACUUCACAGUUUCCUGUAUUAUGGUGCUCCACAAUCUUCAAGUUGCAGUGGCCCUCAGUCUCCUCCUGGAUCACGUGAGUGUCCUUAUCGCGGAGAAGCCGGUUACGUCAGAUACUAGUUCUCGGCCACUGUCCUCUCACUUUUUUUAGUCACGUAAACUGCCAAAUUUAUCCAGGUUCUUAAUCAUUUAACGCUUACAAAAUCACUUUUUGUAAUAUUCCCUUCCAUCUAAAAUGAAUAUCAAAAUGGAUCAUUCGCAACGUAGUUGAUGAAAUGCCCAUUCCUUCUCUCGCUGUCAGCAUUGACGAUGAUGUGCAGUGUGCCAAGCUGAAAAUCUGCUGCUGAAAUCGCUCGGUGCACCAAUUGACUGGAUUUUUAUUUGUUUGUCUGUCUCUAGCUAAUUGAAGCAUAUAACACAUUUUGGUAAACUGCUCACCAAAGUCGGAAGGGCGGGAAUGAAAUGACGAAUGCGUGCGUGCGCGUGUGCACAAGGCUCAAGUUGAUCCACGGCAAGUAUUUGUGGCGCUUUUCCUUGACUGUCUGUUGGAAGCGGAAGAGUGCUGUUCAAGUAUGCAAAUGUAUUUUUUUCUAAGAAAGGCUAUUGUGGCUGUAAAUAUUGUGGAUAUUUUUCUAUCACGAUGAUGAAACGAAACAACAAAUUUGAAAGUCGUCCCUCUUGGUCCUCAAACGUUAUAUAAGUUAUUUCCUGUCUGUUUGCCCCCUACAGCAACAUUAAUCUUUAUUUGUAUUUUUUUUUAACCAGCAGAAGCCUGUUUUUGUUUUGUUAUUUUUGUAUUUUCUGGUAUUCAGUGUAAUCACAAACUACAGUGGUAUAUUAAAGAUGUCAGACUAUAUUUGAAAGAAAUAUUUUAAAACAUCGUCCUUUAAAAAAAACAGGUAAGAUAUUAUUUCUGUCAUAAAAACAAGUUGGAGGGUUGUGGCCAUAACCAAGUCAUCUUCUUGCCCCCCCCCCCUUUUUUUUGUGGUAAUUUAUUUCAACGCUUAUUAAAACAUAUUUUUUUCUGUAAGGGGAGAAAUCGGUUGUCUCUCACUGUAGCCUGACUUUAAUUAUUGCUCUCAUGAAAUUUCUGCGUUGCCUGUGUUUCUUUUUAAUGUAUUUUUCUUUUUUAUUCUUCAUCUGUAAUUCUAGAAAUUCAAUAUCUCACUGUAGUCUGUUCAUUAUUAUUAUCAUCACAAUUUUUGUUGCAAUAUAAAUUUCCCCUCCCCUUUUUUGGGUAAUUUAUUUUGUACUUUUUUUUUACGUGCUUGCUGGCUUUCAAUGUAAUGUGAAUAUCAUUGUUGUUUAUACGCUGGUAUUUUAAAGAGCAUAUUUUAAAGAAAUACAUGGUAUUGUUUAUAUUCUUUGACAUAAAAAAACUUUUUACUAUCUACAUUUCACCCCUUUAUUCUUUUUCUUUGUAAUUUAUUUUUUUAAAACUUUUUUUAUUCUUCUGUAACACGAGAAACCAAUUGUCUCUCACUGUAGCCUCCCUACACUUUCUUUUAAGAUGUCAUUUAAAUCACUUCUUCCAGUUCAGCACACUGACAAAAAAUGACGAUACACUGCCACGUUUUAUUUUUAUUUUUUUAUGUAUGUAUAUGUAUACUGUUUGAAUUGAGCCGUUCAUGUUUAUUUCUUGCAUACAGGUGAGCCACUUUUGUGUACCCUCAAUCUGUAAUUGCACAAUCACAUCAAAGGGUCUUGUUUUUAAAAAGAAGAAGAAUAACAAAGACAUAAAAAUGAAGCAUGGAAGGCCUGGAAAUGAUGUCCAGGGCAAAGCGAAGCCACGUGUCCUAAGGAUGUCUGUAUAUAUGUAAAUGAAUAUAGAGACAUGUGAACAGAAAUGUAUUCAUACAUCCCUGGGAAUGUGCAUUGUUUCCUCAGAAUAAUAAAAAAAGCUUGCAACCGCUGUA